Anopheles darlingi is the source of this 1898-nucleotide messenger RNA. RefSeq names its product zinc transporter 2-like. Gene Ontology annotation, cellular component: plasma membrane. Gene Ontology annotation, biological process: zinc ion transmembrane transport; response to zinc ion. Gene Ontology annotation, molecular function: zinc ion transmembrane transporter activity. Lineage: Eukaryota; Metazoa; Arthropoda; Insecta; Diptera; Culicidae. The record is from RefSeq and is a predicted model, not a curated record. The transcript has 5 exons. Bases 498 to 1826 code for a protein of 442 amino acids.
UCAACCCUAACCCUGCCUAACAAACCCUGAGUGUAGUGCAGUGGAGUUGUAAAUUCAAAUCGCAUCAGUAUCCCACCACGUGUGCAAUCAGGGGCCUCCCGUUAGUGUAGUCAUACAGAUCCACCGUCAUCAUCAUCAUCAUGACGUCAUACAUCGAGGUGAACAUACACUCCGAUCAUGAGGACGAGGAAACGAUCGAUCUCGAUAACCAUCUCCAUCAGCAGUGCAGCAGCCAGCAGAGUCUUCUGCCGAGCAUCACAAACCUGUCUACUCCUCAAUCCUGCCUAUUCACCGCAAACAAAUCGUCCACCGAACAGUAUGGCAAGACGGAGAAACGAAAGCUUAUGUGGGCCACACUAUUCACCGUUGGCUUCAUGGUAAGAAAAGCCAUCCUUCCUUGAUCUUCCAUCACUCAUCCAAAGGUUGAUUGACGCAGCUUUCCCUCUUUCCAGGCAGCAGAAUUUAUCGGUGGGUACCUUUCGGGCAGCUUGGCCAUCAUGACCGAUGCAGCACACCUGCUAUCCGAUUGUAUCAGUUUUAUCAUUGCAAUCAUAUCGAUCUGGAUGUCUAACCGACCACCCGAUGCCAAAAUGUCGUUCGGUUAUCGAAGAGUGGAGGUACUCGGCGCUCUACUGUCCAUCUUUGGCAUCUGGGCACUGACCGCGGUCCUAGUGGUGCUGUCCGCCAACCGACUUAUCGCGGGUGAUUAUGAGAUCGACGCCGAUACCAUGAUAAUAGUAGCAAUUCUCGGUGUUGUUAUGAAUAUCGUUACUGCCAUUAUUCUGCAUGGUUCGUGUAGUGUACUACCUCAUGGGCAUGGCCACAGUCAUGGUGGUCACGGGCAUAGUCAUGGUGGACACGGUCACAGUCAUACACCCACUGGUAGACCACGACCGAAAACGCCACAAUCGAUGGUAGCCCGUCUGUCAUUGUCACGGUCCUGCUCCCCGGUACCGAAGCGUCUACCCCGGACGCACUCGUGCGAUGAGAAAAAGUGCGAUAAAAUGGAGCAGCUUAUCAUCCCGAACUAUCCACCGAGUCCACAGACGGCUAGUCCGCGUACUUCGCGCCACAACUCGUUCGCACUCACACCGGACAGCAUGCAGCGACCGAAUCUCGAUACGAUUCUGAACAGUGCACGGUUGAAGCUGCACAAGGAGCAUCUGCGGCAUCGAAUGAGCGUUGACGCCGGUCUCAACUCACCGGAUCUCAUUAGCUCGAGUAAGGUAAGCUAUUCGCGCAUCAGCACCGAUCACGAAUCAUCCCGGGCGCACAGUGACGAUGAGGAUCAGACGGCUCAUAGCGACACGGAGUGUUCGAUGGGUUCCGAUCACCAUCAUCACCACCUCCGGGCCGCCGAUGCGGUCGAUGAGGAUGAGAGUAGCAAUCUGAAUGUCCGUGCGGCGAUCAUACACGUGAUCGGUGAUUUUAUACAGAGCAUUGGUGUACUUUUGGCCGCCAUUGUGAUCAAAUUCGCUCCCAACCUGAAGGUGUUCGAUCCGAUCUGUACGUUCGUGUUCUCACUGAUCGUGCUCGUGACGACGGUACGCAUCUUCCGUGAUUCGAUGCGAAUACUCACCGAUGCCGUUCCCAGUGAUAUUACGCUCGAGAAGCUGUCCAGCGAACUGUCGUACAUCGAGGGCGUUAAAACGGUGCAUGAUCUCAGGGUAUGGAGCGUCUCGACCGGAUGGAAUGUGAUGACGGUACAUCUCAUGAUCGACCCUCUAGCAAAUGCGUCGGAGAUACUAACCGCGGCGAAUAAUAUCGCGAGGAAGGACUUUCGCAUCAAACACAGCACCGUGCAGAUUGAGAAGAUGCACUUUUAACAAACCGAAAAAGUGUGUGCGACUGCGGUCGUGAGCAAAAAUCGCAGCUCUCGAUCUUCUAUUUUAUGUGUA